This is a messenger RNA of Astyanax mexicanus (Mexican tetra), 3127 nucleotides long. It is a transcript of the gene llcp, whose product is annotated as treacle ribosome biogenesis factor 1. NCBI's taxonomy places the organism in Eukaryota, Metazoa, Chordata, Actinopteri, Characiformes, Acestrorhamphidae. Bases 128 to 2707 code for a protein of 859 amino acids. The record is from RefSeq and is a predicted model, not a curated record. Gene Ontology annotation, molecular function: protein binding. The transcript is spliced from 8 exons.
GCUACGCGACGUCACUGGUUCAAAGGUGCACGGCAGAAAGCAUGGUGGGACAGGAAGCUAUAGCUACACUAAACACAUGCGGUAAAGUUUCUGUAUAAACAGCGGAUUUUCACUGCUUUUGAGAAACAUGGCCUCCAAAAGCUCUGAGCUUCCAGAGGGCGAGUUAAUCAAGCUGAUUUACCGGCAUCUGAAGGAGAACGGACACAAGAAAGCGGCCAACGUGCUGAGAAAGGACGCCCCUCAGGUGAAAACUAAGAGUGUGAAGGUGUCUCUGAAUGACUUGUUCAAGAAAUGGAUGAGUGAGAACAAUCCACAAGGGACACAUGCUGGUAUAGAGCAAACAAAAAGUUCAGGGUCAAAAUCAAAAAAGGCCACAAGUGUAAAACGCAAUACCGCCACUGGAAGCAAGAAAAAAUUACAGACGACUGCUGGAUCAGGAAAUCAGAAAAAGAAAAGAACAAAGAAAAAGGAGGACAGUUCACCUGCCCAAGGCCAAACGGAUUUGACCCCCAAAAGCCCAACAGCAGAAGAUGAUUCUGACUCUGAUUCCAGUUUGGAUGUGGAGAAGUGGAAGAGACUGGCAUUCGAGUUGUCAGAUGUGGAUAUAGCUAAGCUGGAUGCAUUGACACCUUCCAACAGCACUGGAAAAAAAAGAAAGCCAGCACAGGCCAAGAAAGAAACAAGCAAGGAUGUCAACGCCAAGCCCUCUGCCAAGAAAACUAGAGCAAAAACUUCCAUCAGUCCCUCAAAAACGAAGAAAACUGACAAACCUUCAAAACCACGAAGCAAGAAAACUAGCACCACUGUCACAGCAGACAAAGUUAAAACUCCAUCCAAGAACACUAAAGAUAAAAGCAACCUUUUAGAAAUGGACAUUUCUAACAGUCUGUCAGAACAAGCUGUGAUUCCUAAGGCUGAUGGCCUCUCAGGGAAUGACAGUAUUAAGCAUAAAAAGAAAAAACUCAAAAAGUCAGAAAAACAGUGUGAAUCUAAUAACACUGAAACUGGAACCCACAGUCUUGUGACUGAGAAACCUGAUAAUAAACCAUCAGAACCUAAACUGAACAAGACUACCUCUAAAAAAGGUAAAUCCAAAAUUAACAAGUCUCUGGAGCCUGUAAAUAUGGACACUCCUUCUAAAGGAGUUGAGACCCCUGUUAAGAAAGUAAAAUUGAAGAAAUCUGUUAAAGCUGUAGAAGAUCUGGACACUCCUCCUAAUCAACUUGACACUGGUGUCAAUGGCAAAGAAGUUGAUCAGAUUUCAGAUUCUAGACUGGUUAAGACUCCUUCUAAAAAAGAUAAAUCCAAAAGGAAAAAGUCGCUGGAGGCUGGAAAUGUGGACACUCCUUCUAAAGGAGCUGGUGCUGAAAUGACCAGUAUCAAUUCAGAGUCUAAGAAGUCGAAAAAAACAAAUGGUCUUCCAAACGGUAAGCCAGUUGAGACUCCUGUUAAGAAAAUAAAAUUUAAGAAAUCUGGUGAAGCUGUAGAAGCUGCAGAUCUAGACACUCCUAUACAAGCUGACACUGGGGUUGACAGUAGUAGCACAAUAGUUAACCAGUCAGAAAAAAACAAUGAGUUUUCAGAUUCUACACUGGUUAAGACUCCCUCUAAAAAAGCUAAAUCUAAAAAAUCUGCUAAACCUGUAGAAUCUGGAGAGGUGAACACACCCUCAGCAGAAGCUGAUGCUAUGGUUAACAGCAGGCUCCUAUCAUCUGAUCAGUCAGACCAGGAUAAAGCCUCUGGAGAUAAGACUCCUUCUAAGAAGACUAAAUCUAAGAAAGAUAAAAAACCUGUAGAAUUAAACACCCCGUCUGGAGAAGACGAGGCUGAAGAGGUCAGUAGUCUUUCCAAAUCUGAUCAGUUGCAGUCUCCAUCAAAUAAACCAGUGUCUAAGAAAGCUAAGCUAAGUAUUGUGGAUCCAGGUGCAGAAGAGAAACUCUCUAAGAAAGAAAAAGCUAAGAAAACAGACUCUACCUCAGAGCUCAAUCAGUCUGAAACUCCAUCAAAGAUAAAGGAACUCCAUACAGAUCAUACACACCCAGAAAAAGUUACCCCUGCAGUUACACCUUCUAAAUCCCCCAAACAUCUAACAUCUAAUAACCUGUCAGAAGCUCCCAUCUCAGAGACUCCAGUUAAAAAGUCUAAAACCAAAAAAAGUCCAGAGCUUAAUCAAGCUGUGACUCCUUCUAAUGAGGCUAGUUUGGACACUGAGGAAGCAGACAAGACAAAAAGCUCCUCAAAGAAGAGGAAAAGCAAGAAGUUGAACAAUGAAGUCCAAAGUGAUGAGACUUCUUCAGGUAUAAUCAACCAGAAUACUGCAUCAGAGGAAAUGAGCUGUCCUGAUACCCAACAUCAGCACAAAGAAAAGAAAAGGAAGAGGAAAGAUGAAGAAGGUACUGUCAGUGUUAACAUUCAGGAAGAAAGUCCAGAACCAAAAAAGAGCAAGAAGGACAAGAAAAAGAAGAAAGAACGUCAUGAAAGUCAAGUUGAAGAAGUUGCACCAACUCCAGAGCAACCAGAGCAGACGGCGGACAGCCUGGCAAGCAAUCCAGAGAGAAAAAAGAAGAAGAAAAAGAAAGAUAAAGACAGGGAAAAAUCUCUUCUAUCUUCUCCUACUUCUGAGGAAGAACCUCCAAAAAAGAAAAAGAAGUCAUCAAAGGAAAAGGAAGACCACAUAACUGAUGUGACUCAGGAGGGUCAUAUUUGAAAGCAAGAACUGAUUGGUCCGAAUUUGCACAACUCUUAUAAUCAGCUUUCAGUCAUGGACAUGGAAAUGACUUUAUGCCAUCCUAUAUAUUUUAUUUGUCUGUCUUUGUAUAUAUGUGUAUAUAUACAUGUGUAAGUGAGUAUGUGAGUUUUUAACUUUUGUUGACAGAAAAGCUUCAUAGCUGUUGUUUUUUAAAAACAAUUGUAUUUUUAGUCUGAUUGAUCUGUUUAUAUUUGUAUAAUGAUUUUAAAUAUGAACAACAUGUUGUGAAACUCAUUUUAGAUGCAGAUGCAUAGAUGCUGCUGAAUAUGCAUCUGUACAUGCUUUUUCAUGUUUGUCUUAAACAAAAUCUGGUGUCUGCUAUGUGCUAAAGAAGACCUGUAUUUCUGUUUUUGGUAAAUAUAUUUUUACAUUUUCAUA